UUUGCUGCAGAAGUUUCAAGUAUGUUACCCAGCAAGAAGAGGAAAGGCCCUGUCCUAGAUGAGCAGAAAAUCAAGAUUGGUAGAAAUGAAGAUGAUCCUGAAAUGGGAAAAGAUGCCCACAGCGAUGGUGACUGUGUGGUUUCAGGACUGAAUUCCACCCUGUAUGCAGAAGGUGGUCCCCAAGGACAAAGCCUUACUUCUUUUCCUGGAGAAUCCGAUGUUAAGCCAAGUGAACAUUUCCAUGAAGAGGGAAAAGGAGAGAAUCUAAAACAGACCUCCAACUGUGGAAGUUUAAGUAGUGACGAUAAUGGGAGCAGUGGAUCAGAAUGCGUUGCUGUUCAGGAUGUUCCAGGAGAGGCUGUUUCUGAAGAUGGUUCUUUCUUAACUCAUGAAACAAAGUCUCAAGAAAUGGAAGGUGAAGUUGGCAGCCCAUUAGUCUGUAAGAAAAGAAAGGCAUCUUUCCAGGAGCAUGAAAAGACAAAAAGCAUCAGAUUGGAGAGUGUUGAAGUAGUUGAUACUGAAUCCAGUAAACAGCCCCACAGAACAAGUGACUGCAUUGCCCCAACAUCCAGUGGAAGCAUGUGCUUACAAUCUAGUUCUUUAGAGGAUGUUGUAACAUCUUGUUUGACAAGUAAAAGGACUGGCUCAAGUGAGAGCAGUGUAGAAGAACAAAAUUUAGGUGUAAAACAGUCAUCCAGCUGCAGUAGUAAUCAUGGGAGUAUACUCACUGGAUCCAAAGAUGCAUUUCCAGGCAGUAAUACUUCCCAAGUUAAGGAAGUGACAAAGGUUCAGGAUUUCAAUGUGGCUCCUGCAGCAUUGAUGCCUCCUUUGAAUGAAGAUGCAGCAGUGUCUGAUCAUAGAGAUGCUAUGAACCUCCCCACAAAAGGAGUUCCAGUGAAAAAGAAAAAAUUGGCGUUAUCAAGUAUUCUUUCAUCAGUGUCAUGGAAGCUAGAAGAAGCUGAAGCACACUGUCAGGAGGAGGUCACCGUUGAUGAUGGGGAUGGUGGGCUGUUCAUCACGCUGGAUGAAGAGGAAGAUGCUGACAAUAAUAAGAAGAAAAGGAAAAAGAGAGGAAGAACUAAACAGCAAGACAAAGAAGAGGAGAGUACAGUGGCCUGCAGUGUUGAUUUUGAUGACUCUUUAGAUAAGUGUCUAGAUGACUCAGCAAAGCAGCACAAUCUAACAACUGUCAAUGUGAAAAACAUUAUCCAUGAAGUAAUUACAAAUGAACAGGUUGUUGCAAUGAUGAAAGCAGCCAUUAGCGAAACACAAGAUAUGCCAAUGUUUGAGCCAAAAAUGACUCGUUCUAAACUGAAGGAAGUUGUUGAGAAAGGAGUGGUGAUCCCUUCUUGGAAUAUUUCUCCAAUCAAAAAGAUCCACGAAGUAAAGCCUCCACAAUUUGUUGAUAUGCCUUUAGAAGAAGAAGAAGAUUCAUCUGAUGAGGAGUAUCAGCCUGAGGAAGAUGAAGAAGAUGAAACUGCAGAAGAGAGUAUGAUGGAGAGUGAUGUUGAAACUUCGAGCACAGCCUCCUCUCCUCAAGGUUCUAAAAAGUCCCACACAAAGCAGUUGUCUGAUCACAAUGAACUUGAAGAAGAUGGGAGAGCAUCACUAGAUAAAGAGCAGCCUGCUCCACAACCAGUGAGGCACAUCAGUGUUGAAGUCGUUCCUAUGGGACCUCCACCUGUGCCCAAACCUAACCAGAGCAAAGACUGUGCUUUCAUGGAAAAGCUUCAUGCUGUGGAUGAAGAACUGGACCUAACAUCUGUCUGCAUGGGUGAUUCACUUCAGUCUCUAGAUGAUAGUUUGAUUGCAUGCCGCACUCGAUCCAAACGACCACUGAAAGAUGUUCCCUUGGAACGUCUUGAGGCAGAGUUGCAAGCCCCUGACAUCACACCGGACAUGUACGAUCAGGGCAUUAAGGAUGAUGAGGACUGGCAGAAGUGGCUGGUGGGACUGAUGAAUAAUGUUGUGGAGAAUGAAGAUGAUGCAGAUGAUCCUGAUGACCCAGAAUACAAUUUUCUUGAGGAUCUUGAUGAGCCAGAUGUGGAGGACUUUCGAAAUGAUCGAGCAGUGAGAAUUACAAAAAAAGAAGUGAAUGAACUGAUGGAGGAAUUAUUCGAAACGUUCUGCAGUGAGAAAACCCCUCGUCGAGAGAAAACUGUACCAGCGGAGGGACGCACUUACAAACGGAGAGAGGCUCAGGAUGAGAUUAGAGUUCAAGAACCUAAGACUCAAUGUGAGGAGGACAACAGAAGAACGACAUACCACUUUGUGACUUUUAACAUUCCAAAGGUCAUUAGGUUUGAGGAGCCAUUGGCUAAUAUGAUUAAUGAGCGCCACAAAACAGUGAAGGCACAGUUGGAACUUCUCAGGCAAAAGAGAGCUGCAGCUUCAGUAAAGCAGACACAAAAAACUGAGGUCACCAAAGUAAAAAUUACCCGGCCUUCUGAGCCUUUGGUGCUGGAUGCAAAGCAGAAAUUCUGUCUUCAACAACAAAUGCAGCAGCAUGUUCAACUUCUUACCCAGUUAUACCUGCUAUUCAGUGUGAACCCAAACUUAAGCAGUGAAGCAGAAAACUCCAAAAUGUUUCUGAAAGAGUUAACAGCCUUUGCUGAGAAUUCAGAGCUUGUCCACCGAAGUAGAAAUCCUCUUUUCCAGUCUACAUUCCAUUCCUGUAAUCUUAAAGAAGCUUUGGAACUCAUACAAGAGUUUGACAAAACCCUCAAGCCUAAUAUCAAGCUUUCACCCAAGAAAAAGACAACAAAGAAAUAUGCAAAUGAGUACCCUUGCCUGCCACAGCAGAUAGCUUGGAUAAUUGCCACCAGAAGGGUAUUUAUGUAUCCAGAGUUGCUUCCAGUAUGUUCACUGGAGAGAUCACCUCAAGACAAGUCCUUUUUCAGCAAAGCAGAGGAUUGCUUGUUGGCACUAGGACUUAAACACUUUGAAGAGACAGAAUUUCCAAAACCUCUGAUAAGUAAAUAUCUGCUGGCCGCAAAAGGUCAUCAUCAGAUAUCCGCAAGAAUAAAAAACCUUAAUGUGUCCCGUGCUCCUGACAAUGUUGUGAAGUAUUAUAAGAGGAAGAAGGUUUUGCCUCCCUUGGCAAGGUGGUUUGACUAUGUGUUUCCUCAAAAUAUGAAACCUCCUUUCGAAUGUGAUAAACAGAAGCUCCCAUUCUGGCUUCAGGGAAGCCUGCAGUCCAUCCAGGAAGCAAUUCAGUGUCUACAGGAGAAAACUAAAAAUGAGUGCUUCCAGAUAAAACAAGUUUCAGAACCUUUCUUGGGUUUUGGUAUCCUGGUGCAACAGUUGUUUAAGGUUGAACCUAAAAAGUUGCCCAUCAUUAUGCCUGAUGGUGUUACCCUAAUUCUGAAGCCACUGGGAGCUCGUAUGUCUAGAAAGGAAUGGAAAGCAAAGAAAUCAUCUGCCUUGAAACCACUUCCCAUAAGACCUGCUCCAGCAAUAAAGCCCAGCCUAAAUGUGAUAAAUUCCAAGAAAUCGCCCCUAAAGUUGACCAGGGGAUCCACAUCCUUUCAUAAGUUCAGGUGUAGAACUCCCAUAUUAAUCAGGCCAAGAAAUGCAUUAUCUUCAGGUUCUGCAAGUCAGUCACUGGAUAACAUGACAGAAACUAUGACUGCUUCUGCUGUCCAGACCACCUCUCCUUUCCAGACUACUUCACCCAUGCUUCUUUCAGAUGGAAGAAAUUCUAAUGUGUCAGUUGCUCCACAGACUACAGCAUCUGUUUCAUUGUUUCCCCCACAGACUUCCUCGGCUGUUCAACAGAGUCCCAAAGUAAAGGCACAGGGGUGUAGAACACCUCGAAAACGAGGUCGGCAGAAGAAGAAAUUAAGUUUUAUCAAGUCAACUCCGUUUAUAAAACCUGCCUUGCCCAUUCAGCCAACUCCUGUGAUACUUGCUGUACCUGCUUCCAUGAAUGUAGUUACAGUUGGAAAUAGAUGCAGUAUGAUUCAGCCUUUAAGUACAACAGUUGAAGGAACAACCCAGACAGCUCCAUUGACAACUCUGCUAGUAAAUCCUUCCCAGUUUACGCAUUCAGUAAGCCAGCCACUUACAACAGCUCCUGUAAGCUGUGUGUGUACACCUGUUAAAUCACCAUCUUUUCCCGUUUCAGGUUUGGUAUCUACUGAAGGCAGUGUGCCAUGUAGUUUGGUUGGCAUCACUGGUUGUGAAGUACAUCAAGAAUCUAAGUUUAAGAGUCAUGAAGAUACUAAAUGUGAGGAUGAGCCAAAAUCUGAAUGUAGCUUGAAAAACAUUUCCAGUUGUACGCUUAACAAUGAUUUCUUGAAUCCAGAGGAUUAUACUGAAGAAUCCAGCUUGCACCAAAAACAAGAAAGUCUACACUGUAGCAAUGAAACUGUUAUUAAAGUAAACGCUUCAGAAACUGAGAGCAAUGAGGAUCAUCAUGGCAGGCAAGCAGUUACUCAGGACUAUCAAAUAAAUACUUCUGCUGAUUGCAACCCUAAAAGUGGUGAAAACAGCAAGUCAGUGCUAACUAUUGUGGCAGCAGAAAGUUCCCAAGAAAAGGGCAGGUUAAGAGAAGAAUCUAAAAGGGAGAUCAUUUUGGGCCUAGGGCAAGAGCUGGAAGUAGAAGCUCCACAACAAAAUAAAAAUACAAGUAAGGCAGAAAAAGAAAAUAGCAAAGAAAAUGAAAAUGUAGAUCAAGACGUUAAAGACACUGAGAAAAAUAUUAUUAAAAUGAACGACUGUGAAAUGACUGAAGUGUUGCCAGAUACAUCUGUUUGUGAAGUUGUUCAAAGCCCACCUAAGAUAUCUUUGUGUGAGGUGGAUGUUGCAUCUUGUAGGACGUCUGAUUUUAAGUCAAAUGGCACUUCAUCUAAAAAGUUUGUUUGUGAAAUGGACACACCUUUUCCAGACGUUUCUGAAGUAGGUAAGACCCCAUCUGUGAUAGCUGUUUACAAGUCAGAUGUAUCUCUUAAAUCACCUGUCCUUGAAUUGAAUGAAGGGUUGCCUAAGACACCUGUUGGUGAAGCUGACAAAGCAUCUUCAAAAGCAGAUGUCUGUCAGGUAGCUGAAAAGUCACCUAAGGCACCUGUUUGUGAGAUAAAUGAGGUGUCACCUAAAAAGCUAGUUUGUUUUGCAGAUGAAGGUUCAGCUAAGACAUCUGUUGGCAUAGUAGAAAUUGACUUUAGCAGCCCAGUGGAAAAACAUGAAGAUGAAUCCACUACUGAUGGACAGUCAUCUAACACUCCUGGUGGUCCUGAAGUAGGUGGAGAAAAAGGACAGGAAGAGGAGGAGGAGGAGGAUUUUGAUGAUCUCACACAAGAUGAAGAGGAUGAGGAAGUAAUGUCAUCUGCUUCUGAAGAGUCAGUGCUAUCUGUACCAGAACUUCAGGAAACAAUGGAAAGACUAACGUGGCUGGCGUCAGAGAGGAGACUGAGCCAAGAGGGAGACUCUGAGGAAGAGAAUUCUCAAGAGGAUAAUUCUGAACCAGAAGAGGAAGAGGAAGGAGCGGACAUUGUUCAGAAAGGCGAGGAAACAGCAGAUGACACCGUAGAAAAAACAACAGGAAAGUGUGUAUCAGGUUCCACAUCACCGCAGGUUGCACCAGAAGUAGAAUCCAGGAACACUACUCAAGGUGGAAAUGCUAAGGCAGCUGGAAAAGCAAAGACCUCAUGUAGGUCCAGAAGCAAGAGAGGAAGGAGCAGAGUUAGCAAAGAUACUUCCAAACUGCUGCUUUUGUGUGAUGAGGAUAUAUUGGAGAAUGAUCCACAAAGAGAACAAAAGGACAUGGCAUUUGCACAUGCGUAUUUAACCAGGGUUAAAGAAGUUCUGCGCAACACUUCUGGAAAAUAUGAGGAGUUUCUCCGUGUUUUGUAUGAGUUUGAAACGGAUCCUAAGCAGCCAUCAGCAGUAGAUUUGUAUAUGGGUUUGCGUGACAUUCUGCAGGAGUGGCCACAGCUGCUAAAAGAUUUUGCUGCUUUUCUGCUACCAGAACAAGCACUGGAGUGCGGAUUGUUCGAGGAGCAGCAGGCAUUUGAUAAGAGCAGGAAAUUCUUAAGGCAGUUGGAAAUCUGCUUUGGAGAAAAUCCAUCCCAUUAUCAGAAGAUCAUUAAAGCACUACAGAGUAUCACAGAAUGCCAACCACAGGAAGUAUCUGAGCUGAAGACACAAGUGUGGCAUUUGCUGAAAGGGCAUCAUCAUCUUCAGGAAGAGUUUUCUUUGUUUUUCGAUCAGCUUCGACCUCCAGCCAGUCGAAUGGGAGAUUUUGAGGUAGUGAGUUGGACAGAGGAGAAGGAGUAUGAGUUUGAUGGUUUUGAGGAGGUGGUGCUUCCUGAUCUGGAUGAGGAAGAAGAUUCUCAGAAGAUCCAAACUGUGUCAAAGAAUAAAAGGCGGAAAGAGCUAGCCGGCCAGAGCAUUGACAAGACCUGUGAUGCCAAGCCAUACAAAAAUAAGGAGACACAAGAGCUGACUAGUGGAAGUCCACAGGAAGAAUGGAGCCCUCAUACAGAUGCAAGGGAUUCUGGAAUAUGUGGAGACCUCACAAAAGAGUGUCAAGAUGAGAGAGAUAGCAGUAUUUCAGAGGAUGCAGAUAGAAGGGGGACAUCUGGUGACAGGGACAUGUGCACCGAGUCAUCAGGCCACAGUGGCACCCCAGACAUGCCUCCUGCAUGUAGAAGAGGAAUACCAUCAAGACAAAGUGGAAUAACAAAUGUAAUAUUAAACGAGGUUGGAGAUGCUAGUAAACAGUCUGAACAUUUGCCGGCAUUGCAAAAUAGUGAAGAGACUAAAACAGUAAAAAGCAAAGCAGGCUUCCAGGAUGUGGACACCACCAAUGGAGAACGAGCUCAACAAAACAAGACACAAAAAUUGGUUAAGCUGAAUGAUUCUUUGAAGCUCACUUCAGAGGCAAACCCUGAAAAGAAAGGAAAUUUGUUUUUCAGAACAUCUACACCAAGUAAACUUACAGACACCACACAGGACAGCAGCAGCAGUGGACUUGAUAAGGAAACUUCACCUUUAAGAACUGUUACCCAAAAUGAUAAAUUGCAUGACUGUAAUGCUAAUACUGAUGCACAUUUUCCAGAAGUAGCACCCCAGGAUUAUACAGGUGAACAAGAAAAGACAUUCACAAAUGUAAUGGAGGGGAACUGCUUAUCCAAUGACCUGCAUUUAUCCAAGUCCCUUGUAGAAAUGCACGAUUCAGUGGCUAGAACAGCUGAUGUUCAUGCUGUAUGUGAUGCCGCCAGUGGACUUCAGAAACCUGAAGUGUGUGUAUCAGACUCAUCCCAAGAAAAGAGGGAUAAUGGUGAAUUGCUAAACAAAGUCACAGAGUCAUUAAGUUGCCUUGCUGAUUCCAGAAAGGAAACACUGAGUCAAGAUGAUCUGGGCUCUACAGUCUGUGACAUGUCUGAACUAAAUGCUGCAGUUGUAAGGGGCCCUUUAAAUGAAAUGGAGAUAAAUGCUCAGUCACAAACAAAAAGAAGCCCUACCAUGAAAAAAGAAUCCCAUUUGCAUGGAGUGUGUAUAACUCAAAGUGUGAGCCAGGGUACAGAACAAGGCAAAAAUAAAGAACCUGCAGUUUGUGCAAAAAACAGCAAAGUCAUUUCCACAGGAGAGAAAGUUGUACUCUGGACCAGGGAAGAUGAUCGAGUGAUCCUUACAGAAUGUCAGGAAAAUGGAGCCAGUCAGGAAGUUUUCAUUGCCAUUGCAAAUAAACUUGGCAGCAAAUCACCAACAGAGGUCUCCCGCCGGUUCCGAGAGCUACUUCGACUGUUCCACACAUCAUGUGAUAACAGCUCAGAGGAAGAUGAUGAUGGUACCAGUACCAGCAACACUGAUCAGCUGUCAGAUCGAGACCUGCCUGCGACAGACGACGAACAAGAAUAAACUGAAAUGUUGAAAUUUCUAGAACCACUUUCUUGAGGAUAUAGCAGUCAUAGUCAUCAGAAGAUGUGUACUUCUACAAUUUAAAAACCCAACAGCUUGAGGCAUUGACCCUUUGCUGACAUGAAGGGAAUGUGGAAGAAGCAUACCAAGUUAAAGCAAAAUGGCUGGCAAAUUCCAAUUAAAAUUUAGCAAUUUUUGUAGCUGUAGUACAACUUGCAGGCAGAACGAGCACUUGCUUUAAAACCACAGCAGUGCUUAUAGCUUUGAUAUGAAUUCAGAUCUGUGGCAACUAUAUGAAGUGAGGUGACUUUUUAAUAUGACUCGGUACAUGAAGAAUACCAUAGAAUACAUCAGCAAGAAUAACCUGAAGUUUAGUUAUGCUUAAAGGAUCACAUGUUGGUGCUAGCCACUACUCUUGAUGUGUGUGUUCAGCAUGUCACAGCAUUGCACUUGGAGAAAAAAACAUUUUAAUAGUCCUCCCAGAAAAAGCUCUGUUUUUGGUAUGUUCAUUUUUUGAUACAGCCCAGUGCCUUGGGAUUGGUCCUUGUGACCCCUUUGUACAAUCCUAGUUCAUAAGGGGAGAUGGCAAGUUAAAUCUGAAAGUUACAAAGCCAACAUAGUUUACAGUAUUGUUUGUAAGCUUUCUUAUAUCUUCAUUUAUUACUUUACUGCUCAUCCUGUGGUAAAGCAGCAAAUGGACUGAAACUGAUUGGAAGGCUAAAUGUCCCAUGUUUUGUGUAGGGCUUCCACCUGCUUAACGUUUAUUUUCUUUUACAGUGACAUUGAAUUAAUCAUUUGGGAGCCUCUUCAUUUUAUCUUUAUUGGUUUAGUCUGGCCUCUUUUAUGUCAGUAUUCAGUGCUGUAAUUGUUUUACUGUGUGGCUUCUGUAACCUGAUCCAAGAGGUAAAUACUGCUUUAUUACAAGGAGUUCACACAGUGAGGUAAGAUGCUAAACCUUUUUAAUAUCAUUGUCAUUUUCUGUCCAUGUAAAUUGUGCUGUAAAGUAUUGGUAGAGUUUGUUUUUAUUGUAAUAUUUGUAAAUAUUGUAUAAUAUUCAAAGUGAAUGCAGUAUGUAAUUGUGCAAAGUUUAGGAUUAUUCUUUGUGACCAUAAACUUUUUCAUUUUUUUAGUUUUGAACAUAAAAUAAUAUAUGGCACAAGGAAAUAAGAUACUAUGAUGUGGAAAACAUUCCUUUUCAGAAUAAGUUUUACUGAGAAUUGGUCUUAUUUAUGUGUAAAUAAAAAUAUACAUUUUA
This is a messenger RNA of Protopterus annectens (West African lungfish), 9118 nucleotides long. It is a transcript of the gene GON4L, whose product is annotated as gon-4 like. Gene Ontology annotation, biological process: regulation of DNA-templated transcription. Gene Ontology annotation, molecular function: transcription coregulator activity. The record is from RefSeq and is a predicted model, not a curated record. Lineage: Eukaryota; Metazoa; Chordata; Ceratodontiformes; Protopteridae. Gene Ontology annotation, cellular component: nucleus. The transcript has 32 exons. The coding region runs from base 22 to 7863 and encodes 2613 amino acids.